Molecule: messenger RNA, 785 nt
Organism: Drosophila teissieri
Lineage: Eukaryota; Metazoa; Arthropoda; Insecta; Diptera; Drosophilidae
Gene: Dlip1
Exons: 2
Coding region: 96-656 (186 amino acids)
Cellular component (GO): nucleus
Molecular function (GO): zinc ion binding
Source: RefSeq, a predicted model, not a curated record
UAAUCGAUUACAUUUCCAAGCAAAUGUAUAAACAAAACAUUUAAAUUCAAAUUUUAAAUUUUAAAUAACUUUGCUUGCUGUAAUCAACAACCAUUAUGGACAUCUUCGAGAGCUUCUGCCGAACGUGCGGGAAUGAGUGCCUGGAAUCGCUGUCCAUCUACAAGGAAAGUGCCCAAGCGCUGGACAAGAUGGUGCCCAUUUCCGAUAUGCUGGCGGCCUGUCUGCCCGCCUCCUUGCCGCCACUGAAUCCAGAAGAUGACUAUCCCAAGCAGAUUUGCCGCAUCUGCGUGAAGAAGCUAUCCAUGGCCUUCGAGUUCAGCCACCAGUGGCUGGGCGCCCACAGCGAGUUCAACGUGGCCCUGAAGUUCGAGCAGCGCAGAAGGCGCAGCCAGGCCAGCAAAUCCCAGUCCCAGUCCCAGACCCAGGGCCAAGCCCCAACCCACCCGGCGGAGCCCAAGAAUGAGCAACUGCCCACGGAGCCGGCGGAUGCAGUGACGCCUAAAAUCCAAUCGGAAAGGGAAAUUGCUCCUUCCACCGUUGAGGCCAAGUCCAGCACCGAUUCCAGACCGGGCUUCAAGUGCGGCAUCUGCAACGAAUGCUUUUACACGGAGAAGGCCUGCAAAUUUCACUUUAAGUUUUCGCACAAGGAUCUUUAGAGAUCUGUUGUAUUUUAACAUCUUUUAAACUGUCUAUGUCAUUAGCUACACAACUCGCCGAUAUUUUGUUCCUUUUAAGUUGUAAAGUAUGUUGGUUUAAAUUAAGGAAAUAUAGUAGCUUAACUACUA